Penicillium canescens is the source of this 969-nucleotide messenger RNA. RefSeq lists its product as uncharacterized. Bases 1 to 969 code for a protein of 322 amino acids. The record is from RefSeq and is a predicted model, not a curated record. Gene Ontology annotation, molecular function: protein binding. The transcript has a single exon. NCBI's taxonomy places the organism in Eukaryota, Fungi, Ascomycota, Eurotiomycetes, Eurotiales, Aspergillaceae.
AUGCCUACGAACAUCCGUGCUCGUUCGCGCCAAACUUUCGCCCGUGUACACUCCACCCACUUUCCGCAACCGCCUCAGAGGGACACCAAGAAAAUCGCAGAUUCAAUUGCUUACUCAACAGUUGACGUCCAUGAAAUCAACACCAUACCUCCACUACUUGCUCUGCCUUCUGAACUGCUUUUGAAAAUUCUCGGCAAUUUACAAGACCUCCAAGACCUUUUCUCGACAAUACUUGCCUGCCGCCGGAUUUUCGAUAUUUUCCAAGAAGCACAAAGACUACUAAUCGAGUCAACUUUCGCCAAAUAUAUUCGUCUGAAGACCGAUCGAGGGAUCUACCAAGUGCUAAUCCAGCUCGGUCGGAUUAUUCGACGAGAUAUCGUUCACAGAGACGUUGUGCGACACGUCUUUGAAACCGGAUGGGAAGUUUUCAGACAAAGACAUCAAGAGGAGCUACUUAUUCCAUUCGGGAGGGCCAUAGCAUGGUCCUAUGUCCUGAAUAACCGCCAAGCUGAUGCAGUUUGUCUUUUGCAACUGAUACAGAAGGGGGAGCCACCCUUUGGAUGGUCGGAAAAAUUCGCACAGCCGCCUAUUCAACCAAUCAGAGAGCUCUUGGGCCAGCUAGUCUCCGAGGAGAACGGUGUUGAUAGAAAGUACAUCAGCUCUGACUUGGACCACCCGCUGGUUGAGAUUAAGAGAAAGUCCAAUUCAAGUGCGUCAUGUCUCAAUCAUAUCGAGCAGAGCGCUCUUUUGAAGGAUGGGAUCUUGUUCAGGGAAAACUCAAUUGUGAUGAGAAAGAGCACACCAUAUCCGCCGAGGGUCUCUUCCAAGCAUAUGUUUCAUUACAAUUUGUUUCGUCACGGAUCAAUCUCCAAUGAGACCAUGAACAGGGACGUCAUGAAAGCUCUAGCUCAUCAGCCAACAGAUUCAUAUGCGGGGGGCGGACAGCACAGGUCUUUACGCAACCUAUGA